AUGGAGAUGAAUUCACUUCUGAUGAAUUCAAUAAGUACUGUGAGGAGAAUGGGAUUAAGAGCCAAAGAAGGAAUAGGGGGAGUGUGGAGAGAAACAUUUGCAUCAACAAAACUGCAAAUCCCUCGUCCUGCCUACCAAUUCACCGAUUUUCUAUGGCCAAGCCAUGUGACCACCCUUUUACCCAAUCACUCCCAGGUUAUGGAUUACUUUAACAGUUAUGCAAACCAAUUUGGGCUGCUGGAUUGCAUUCAGUUCAAUACAAAAGUGGUGGAAAUUCGAUAUAGUGGGAAAGAAAGCGGUGCAUCUGCUGGAUUGUGGGGUAAGAAUGGAGGCGCUUAUGAUGAUGGAGAGGUCUGGGAUGUUGGUGUGCACAAUUGCAAUGGAGAAAGCAUCGAGUGGUAUCAUUUUGAUUUCUUGAUCUUAUGCAUUGGUAAAUAUGGGGGUCUGCCAAAAAUUCCUUUGUUUCCUCCAAAGAAAGGAUCAGAAGUAUUUCAGGGAAAAGUUUUGCAUACAAUGGACUACUCUGCUUUAAAUGAAAAAGAUGCUUAUGAAAAUAUCAAAGGGAAAAGAAUUGUGAUUAUUGGAUAUCAGAAAUCAGCAAUAGAUUUUGCUGUAGAAUGUGCUGAGGCAAAUCAAGAUAAUCGAUUCAUGUUUGCAGGAGAAAAUUGCCCUCCUUGUACAAUGGUCUUUAGAAAACCUUACUGGUUUGUUCCUGAGGAUUAUUUGAUUUCGGGAGUGCACUUAUCAUAUUUGUAUGGCACACGCUUCUCACAAUUUUUACUUGGUAAACCAGCACAGGGUUUUCUGUUGAACUCAAUAUCAUGCAUACUCGCUCCAUUGAGAUGGUCAAUGUCCAAAUUUGUAGAGCUUUCCUUGCUCUGGAAAUAUCCAUUGAGAAAGUAUGGGCUUGUUCCAGAUGCGAGUUUUCUGCAGUCAAUAGCUUCCUGCAACACUGGAUCAUUCCCAAAUAAUUUUUUUCCAAAAGUAGAAGAAGGUCUCAUACGUAGUUUUUAUAGUAAGGGCAUUGUGUUAGAUGACGGAACAAAUGUGGAAGCUGAUGUUGUUGUUUUGGGUACUGGUUAUGAUGGAAACGAGAAAUUAAAGACUUUCCUUCCAACAAAAUUUGGAGAUGCUUUUGACAAAUCAGGUGCUGCACUCUCUUUGUACAGGGGGCUCAUUCAUCCGCGCAUUCCUCAAAUGGCAAUUCUUGGCUACUCAGAGAGUUCAUCAAAUUUGCAGUCUUCAGAAAUACGUUCCCAGUGGUUGGCCCAUUUUCUGUCUAACAAAAUAGUGAUGCCAAGUGUUAGGGAAAUGGAGGUAAAUACAAAAGAGCUUCAAAAAUAUCUAAAGAGACUCACACCCAUGUUUUGGAAAGCUUGUAUUUUUCAAAUUACUGAUAAUGACAAUCUUUGUAAAGACAUGGGAAGAAACCAAAUGCGAAAAGGGAAUUGGUAUGAUGAUUUUUUCUCUCCAUAUUCUAACAUGGAUUAUGGAAUGGAUAAUUAAAAGUUCCUAUUUUUGAUGAAGAGCAUGGGCCCUCUUCUGUCUUGACCGAUAUCAAAAGAUCCAUAAUAUAAGCAUUAGUAAAGCACUAGGUGUGAUACAUCAAUAUAACGUGUAUAAACAGAUGUUCCUUUCUGUGGGGUGAGGAGGGCUAGCUAGAUCAUGAGGAAUAGAUGCAGACAUCUUUUGUGAAAGUUAAAUUGGGAGGGGUAUUGGAUCCCUUUUCCUCAUGGAGUUUUGAAAAUUAAUAUUGAUGGUGUGAUAGCUGUGGAGAUGAUCAGUUUAUUUUUUAUUGUUUUGAUUUAUAAGGGUUUUUAUAUCAAUAAUCUCAUGGAGUCUCUCGCCAUUUUGUAUGUUGUGGAGCGUUGUUGUGUUCUUGGCUGGCAAAGGAUUCUUUGUGAAUCUGAUUCUUAU
Messenger RNA from Cryptomeria japonica (Japanese cedar), 1917 nucleotides. RefSeq names its product probable flavin-containing monooxygenase 1. The record is from RefSeq and is a predicted model, not a curated record. Gene Ontology annotation, molecular function: N,N-dimethylaniline monooxygenase activity; NADP binding; flavin adenine dinucleotide binding. NCBI's taxonomy places the organism in Eukaryota, Viridiplantae, Streptophyta, Pinopsida, Cupressales, Cupressaceae.